Molecule: messenger RNA, 388 nt
Organism: Notodromas monacha
Lineage: Eukaryota; Metazoa; Arthropoda; Ostracoda; Podocopida; Cyprididae
Source: the annotation of a GenBank genome assembly
CCGGAUGUCGGAGUGGAUGAUGGCCUCGGGGCUUUGGAUUGGCGGCUCGUGGGUUGCAUUGCGUUUGCAUGGGCUGUUAUUUUUCUGACACUUGCCAGAGGGUUGAAAAGUUCCGGGAAAGUCGCAUAUUUCACAGCCAUGUUCCCUUAUGUCGUGCUGAUCACGUUUUUGAUCAAAGGAGCGACGCUGAAAGGAGCUGGAGAAGGAAUAAAAUACUUCAUCACACCUCAGUGGGAAAAACUGGCCGAACCGGAGGUUUGGUAUCAGGCGAUUACUCAGUGCUUCUUCUCUCUCGCUGUUGGAUUUGGAAGCACCACAAUGUACGCCAGUUUCAACCGAUUUGAUCAUCCAAUUUACAGGUAAUGUUCGACACCAUCUUUUGUCAACA